UGAUGCAGAUCGGGAUCAAUGUCCCAAAUGUACAAGGGAAAGCUAAGCACUUGGCAACUGGCUAAGGGGCAAAACGAGCCCGUUUGACCAAAAGCACAGUUGGUCCGUGCCAGCAAGCUAAAACCCUCCUUAUACCUCUAACGCGCACAGAGCCUUGAGAGAACUCAGAGGAGGAAGGAGGGAAUAGCUUAGCAAUUGGAAAUCCACAAACCCCAGAGAAAAUGGUGAACAAAGCAUGGAGAAUAAUCCAAAGGCCACUCAUGGAAACCGUGCUGAACAACCACGCCCAGCACCACCGCGUCCCUCAGCCUCUGAUCCUCCACGGCCCUCGUGGCGCCGGCAAAACCACCCUCGUCCUCGAACGUCUACUGGGCGAGUGGAAUAAAGGUCCUCACCUCACCGGCUAUGUAGACUUUGCGGAAUCGAUCAAAGACCACCACCCACAAUACAACCAGUCGUUUCCUUGGGCUUCUUGGUCCAAUUGCCCACCACCCACUUUGACACACUGCCGGACCCAGCUCGAACGCACCCUCGAAUCGAUGGUCGAAAAGGGUGUCAAGCUCGGCACCAUUGGCUCCCACCAGAUAUUCACCACCCUCAACAAAUGGCAUGGCCUCAACACAGCGCUUCGCCGCGUGAUUCAGGGCAGCAGUGGCUUGAAAAAUGCUGUCUUGGAUAAAGUCUCGGGCACGGUGUUGUGGGAUCGGGCGGUUUUCGCACUAUCUGCUCGAUGUAAUGCCAAAGAGAUUGAUGGGGUUUUGGGUUUGGGUGAGAAAUGGAGGAGCUUGUCGGUGGAGGAGGCUUCGUAUUUCAGGGAGACGAUUCUGGCUCUGAGACUGGCGAAGGAGGUGAUUAAGGUUCAACAAGGAUGGAGGAGUAAUGCUAUUGCUCAUUUGAAUCGGACGGGCGGGUUUUCGAGGUCGUUAGCGCAUUCAUGUACUGAUUGGCCGUGUUUGUUGCUGGAGUUGUUGUCACAAGCUGCUGAAAUUGAUCAUUUUCAGCCAAAGCUGGUCAUUAACAAUAUCGAUGUUCUACGCAAUGCUACUCUAAAUGAUGAUUCAUCAGUCUGUGCGUCAAUGUAUCAUGACAGUUUGAUAUGGAGAAUAAUUGCUUUGGGUGCAAAUGAGCGGUGCCUGCCCGUCAUCCUUGUUACAUCGGAUAGCUACUAUUCAUACCAAGCCUACAUGGAUUUUGGAUUUCCAGAUAUAUUCAUCUCUCGCGAGAUGUUUGGAUGGACUCUUCAAGAGGCAAAAAUGCAUAUGGUUACUGACUAUUUCAGUCAUUCAGAGUGGACAGUGAUUGCUGAGGUGCUUGGGCCGAACCCUCGACAUCUAUUUGAGCUUUAUGCUCUAAAACAAAGUAACUAUUAUCAGAAGGUGAUGGGCGAGGAGGGUAGUACCUUUGAGGACAUCGUAGAUGCAUAUUUAGCAUAUUUGCAAAUUAAUGUUGUGAACCCUGCUAUGGAUAAAGCAUUGGGACUCUUGCAAAAGUUUGCUGUUGAUGCACAAGGCGGAAAGAUUUCAAAAGAUAAAUUACGGUUUGGUGCACCUUGGAGACAUCCUCCAAAAACUAAUGACCCCACCCUGUGCGUCAAGUGGGCAAAGCUUCAAUUGAUGGAUUUUGUUCAGUGUCUAGUCAAUACAGAGUUUGGGAUUAAUUAUCUAGCUGACUGUAGUCUUGAGAUUUUUGAUGAUCCUUCUGCUGUUGCAUUGGUGGAGGUUGGUUUGCUCUAUGCACAGCGGGAUCCAUCCUUUAUUCGGCCCAUAUCUAGAGGGAUUCAGAGGUGUCUUGUGAGAUGGCUUGUCCAGCAGCGGAUGCAAAUGAGUUUCCAAAACUUGCUCCAGUAUCUGUGGCAGCGAAUAAUACGUGGACGUAGCUAUCGUCAUUUGAUGCUAGAAGCAGGCUAUAAAUAGAAAAUUGGAGUAAGUCAAAUGUCGAAGUAGUUCUUCGUGAGUUCAAAAAAUUUUGCUACGGUUUCUUUCCGCAAAGGUAUAUUCUCUUAGUGAGGCAGGUAGCUUUUUCAGGUUCACAUAAAGAUUUUUUACACCAGAGAGGCACGGGCAAAAUUGGCCAUGCUGAUUUCUGGAAGUUUUGACAUACUGUUUCUCGAGGCUGUGUCCUUACUCUACAAUAAAAUUGAAGACUCAAAGACUCCCAUCAACCAUUAGACAUUUUGCAUUCAGAGAUGACUCUGGUUUAUAAUAAGGUGAGUCCAUUGCUGUGAAUUUGAUAGAGGACCAAUAGCAAGAGUUCACUUGAACGUAUGUAUGGCCUGUAUAUACAUACUGCGUAUAUAUUUAAUUUUUUGGGGAGGUGUCAUUUUUAAAAAUUUAAAUAUAACCAUUACUCGAGCCGUCUUAGUCCGUCUGGCGGUCGAUUCAUGACCGGACUAGUUUUCCCAGACCCAACAACAGAUUAGGUUUUAAACACUUCUUUGCUAUGUUAUUUGCAAAGAGGCCUUGUGUUAAUUUAUGAGAUUUAUGUUCAUACUCUUGCUUUGGCUGCCAUAAUUUAAUUUGAAAAAGGCUUGCAAGAGAUCA
Messenger RNA from Alnus glutinosa, 2540 nucleotides. RefSeq lists its product as uncharacterized. The coding region runs from base 222 to 1913 and encodes 563 amino acids. Lineage: Eukaryota; Viridiplantae; Streptophyta; Magnoliopsida; Fagales; Betulaceae. The transcript has 14 exons. The record is from RefSeq and is a predicted model, not a curated record.